AUGUCAAGUGAAUCAGAUUUGAUUACGGUCCCUAUCCUUGGCAAGGAGACCGUAAAGGUUGGUUUCGGUUUAGACGAAUAUAUCGCUACUGAAAUUUUGAAGGAAUUCGAAUCCUCAACGUAUGUUGUAAUUACAGAUUCUAACAUUGCACCUCAUUAUUUGGAACCUUUUGAGCAUAUCUUUAGAAAUGCUAUUCAAAAGAGUGGAGCUCAGUCGAGAUUUUUGAGCUAUGUUAUUCCACCUGGAGAAUCAUCCAAGUGUCGGGCGACGAAAGCAGAGAUCGAGGAUUGGAUGCUUUCUCAAUCUUGCACUAGAGACACUCUAUUGAUUGCCAUGGGUGGUGGUGUUAUUGGGGAUUUAGUUGGUUAUGUUGCUGCCACUUUUAUGCGUGGUAUUCGUUUCGUUCAAAUGCCUACAACUUUGCUUGCGAUGGUAGAUUCUUCCAUUGGCGGUAAAACUGGUAUUGAUGCCCCUCUUGGAAAGAAUUUAAUUGGCGCUUUUUGGCAGCCCUUGAGAGUUUAUGUGGAUUUACUUGUUUUGCAUACAUUGUCUCCUCGUCAAAUUAUCAAUGGUUUAGCAGAAAUAAUUAAAACUGCUGCUAUGUGGAAUGAAAAGGAUUUCCAAUUACUGGAAAACAACUCUGCUCUCCUCAUCGAAGAAAUCCACAAGCCAGCUGUUUCCGGAGAGUACAAAUUCUCCAAGAUUAAAGAUUUGCUUCAAAAGAUUAUUCUUUCUUCAAUCCGUACAAAGUGUGAAGUUGUAACUCUUGAUGAACGUGAGGGUGGUCUUCGUAACUUGCUUAAUUUCGGCCAUAGUAUUGGACAUGCAUAUGAAGCCAUUUUGUACCCCCAAAUUCUUCAUGGUGAAUGUGUCGCAAUCGGCAUGAUGAAAGAGGUUGAACUUGCAAGACACUUGGGUAUAUUAAAACCUAAUGCUGUUGGAAGAUUGGCUAAGUGUCUUGUGUCCUACAACUUACCUGUUAGCGUCAAUGAUCCUAAAAUAAAGAAAUAUGCAGGCUUCAAGACUUGUCCUGUUGAAAAUCUCAUAUUGACCAUGGCCGUCGAUAAAAAGAAUCAAGGAUCCAAAAAGCGUGUUGUAAUCUUAAAGGCUAUCGGAGAGACUUACGAAAAACAUGCCACUGUAGUUUCCGAUGAUGAAAUUCGAUUUGUACUUUCUUCUGAUGUUAAGGUCGACACUUUUACCGAACAUUCUCUAGAGGUUGUGAUUACUCCACCUGGCUCCAAAUCUAUUUCUAAUCGUGCUCUUGUAUUGGCUGCUUUAUCACAAGGUACAUGUCGUCUUACCAAUAUGCUGCACUCUGAUGAUACCCAGUUUAUGAUGUCUGCCUUAGAAUCCCUUGGAGCAGCUAAGUUUUCAUGGGAAGAUAAUGGAGAAACUCUUGUUGUAGACGGUAGUGGCGGUAAAAUGAGUGCCCCUAAAGAGGCUCUUUAUUUAGGUAAUGCUGGAACUGCUGCUCGCUUCUUGACAGGUGUCUCUGCACUAGUUCCAACUAGCGACAAGGAACAUGGUGUUGUUCUUACAGGUAAUCAUAGAAUGAAGGUCCGUCCAAUAGGUCCUUUGGUGGAUGCCUUACGAAACAACGGUUGUACAGUUGAAUAUCUCGAAAAAGAAGGUUCUUUGCCUCUUUCUACAUCUUCUGUAGCUGGUUUAAAGGGUGGUGUCAUUGAACUUGCUGCCACAGUCUCCUCUCAGUAUGUUUCUUCCAUUCUUAUGUGUGCUCCCUAUGCAUCCGAACCUGUUACGCUUAAGUUAGUUGGUGGUAAACCAAUAUCACAACUUUAUAUUGAUAUGACUAUUGCCAUGAUGGCUUCUUUUGGCAUCGUUGUCGAAAAAUCAUCAACAGAAGAAAACACUUACCAUAUUCCCCAUGCGAAGUACCAGAGUCCUUCUAAGUACGAAAUCGAGAGUGAUGCCAGCUCUGCUACUUAUCCUUUAGCAAUUGCUGCUAUUACUGGAACUAAGUGUACUGUUCCUAAUAUUGGAAGUGCCUCGCUGCAAGGUGAUUCCCGUUUCGCUAGGGAUGUACUUAAGCCUAUGGGUUGCUUGGUUGAGCAAACCGCAAAUAGCACGACAGUCCAAGGUCCUCCCAAGGGUCAACUGAAGCCGCUCGAGUAUGUUGACAUGGAAACCAUGACCGAUGCCUUCUUAACCGCUUCUGUGGUCGCUGCAGUAGCUACCAAUGCCGAGGGUGACCCUGUCACUCGUAUUACUGGUAUUGCCAACCAAAGAGUUAAAGAAUGCAAUCGUAUUGCUGCUAUGGUUCAUGAAUUGGCAAAAUUUGGUGUUCGUGCUGGUGAACUAGAAGAUGGUAUUUACAUCUUUGGUCAAGACUACAAGCUAUUAAAAUCUCCUGAAGAGGGUGUCUAUACUUAUGACGACCAUCGAGUUGCUAUGGCGUUUAGCUUAUUAGCUCUCCUUACACCUUCGCCUACUGUUGUUAUUGAUAAAGCCUGUGUUGAGAAAACCUGGCCUUCUUGGUGGGACGUUCUGAAAAAUUCCUUUAAGGCUUCAAUGUACGGUUCUACCAUUGAUCACGAUGAGCAACAAAAUCCUUUAAGUAAAAACGCUUCCAUUAUAUUGAUUGGUAUGCGUGGAGCUGGCAAAACGACAAUUGGCAAGAUCAUUUCGAAACAGCUCAAUAUGAAGUUUAUCGACUUGGAUGAAUGGUUAGAAGAUCGUUUGGCUAUGCCCAUUCCUCAGGUCAUAUUCAAAUUGGGUUGGGAUGCUUUUCGUGUUGAAGAACACAAAUUACUUCGUGAAUUCAUUCAUGAACGUCCAUAUGGCUUUGUUGCUGCUAGUGGAGGUGGUGUAAUUGAGAUGAACGACUCGCGCAUGUUACUUGAAAAUUAUGUUAAGAAUGGAGGCAUUGUUUUACAUGUUCACAGAAACCUUGAUCACAUAGUUUCUUACCUUUCGAAGGAUACUAGCCGACCUGCUUACAAAGAUCAAGAAAACAUUCUGAGUGUGUAUGCUCGACGCCAUGAAUGGUAUCGCCAAUGCCGCUCACACUAUUUUAUCAGCCCCGUUUUGGACGAGACGGUUGUAGAGGAAAAGAUUGAAUAUUCGAUGUCUAGAUUUUUGGAAGUUAUUACAGGUAAAGCUCAAUCCUUGCAAAAGCUUAAGGAGAAGAAGCGGUCCGCAUUUUUGACUUUGAACUUCCCUGAUAUCGAACAAGCUCUUCCCUUAUUAAAUGAUGUGACUUUGGGAUGUGACGCCAUUGAAAUUCGCGUUGAUCACUUGAAGGAUCCUAAAGCUAAGGAUGGAGUUCCAACUUUGGACUUUGUGGCAGAGCAGGUUGCUUUGCUCCGAUGCCACACCCAUUUGCCCAUCAUCUUUACUGUUCGCACAAAGAAACAGGGUGGCUUAUUUCCUGACGAUAAAGAGGAAGAAGCUCUUGAAUUAGUCUUAUCUGCUAUUCGUUACGGUAUUAACUAUGUUGAUGUCGAAUUAGGUUGGAGUAUCGAAAGUAUAACCAAAAUAUAUGAACACAAGAGAAACACCAAGUUACUUAUGUCUUGGCAUGAUCUUUCUGGUAGUUGGUCUUGGGCUAGUCCUCAAGAAUGGAUGCAAAUGAUCGACUUGGCAUCUUCCUUUGCGGAUGUUAUUAAGCUUGUGGGUACUGCCAAGGACUUUAAGGACAAUUUAGAACUUGAGAACUUCCGUAACUCAGUAACCAGCACGAUGAAGAUUCCCUUAAUUGCUAUUAAUAUGGGAAGCAAGGGACAACUUUCUAGAGUGUUUAACAAGUUUUUAACACCUGUAACACAUCCUGAUUUGCCCUCAAAAGCUGCUCCUGGCCAGUUGAGUGUAAAGCAGUUGAAUGAGGCUUUGGCUUUAAUUGGUGAGAUUGUUCCCAAGAAUUUCUAUGUCUUUGGCAAGCCAGUUUCGCAUUCACGUUCACCAAUUCUUCACAACACUGCAUACAGAUUGUUGGGUCUGCCUCAUUCUUACGAAGCUUACGAAACCAACUCCGUUGAGGAAGUGGAAGGUAUACUCCGUAGCCCUGAUUUCGGGGGUGCAAAUGUUACUAUUCCUUACAAGUUGCCUAUUAUGCAAUAUAUGGAUGAUUUGAGUCAUGAAGCAAGAUUCUUUGGAGCUGUAAACACAGUUAUUCCUUCCAUGAAGGAAGGGAAGUUGCAUCUUCGGGGAGACAAUACCGAUUGGCGCGGUAUCUAUGAUACCUUUACUGCUGCUUUAGACGGAAUGUCUUUGGCAGGAUCCAGUGCUUUAGUAAUUGGUGCAGGUGGCACAAGUCGGGCUGCUAUUUAUACAUUGCAUCGUUUGGGCGUUUCGGAAAUUUACCUAGUGAAUCGCACAUUAGCUAAUUCACGUACGGUUGAAAACGUAUUUCCACCCGAGUACAAUAUCAGGGUGUUGGAUGCCGAUAAGGUAACUCCUGAAGAAUUGAAUGGUGUUUCGAUUGCUUCAGCCAUUUCUACGGUUCCUGCAGACAAGGCCCUCCCUGAAGGAGUGGAUCGUUUGGUGAGGGCUUUGAUCGCCAGUGGCGAUAGACAAUCUAUAUUUUUGGAUAUGGCUUACAAGCCAUUGCAUACUCCUUUGAUGGGUGUUGCUUCUGAGCACGGAUGGCGUUGUUCCAGCGGUUUAGAGGUAUUGGUGCGUCAAGGACUCGCUUCUUUCCAAAUGUGGACUGGCAUGAAUCCUCCUUUUGCUCCGGUAUAUAAAAAGGUGAUUGAGUAA
Messenger RNA from Schizosaccharomyces osmophilus, 4719 nucleotides. RefSeq names its product pentafunctional aromatic polypeptide Aro1 (gene aro1). The record is from RefSeq and is a predicted model, not a curated record. Bases 1 to 4719 code for a protein of 1572 amino acids. Gene Ontology annotation, cellular component: cytoplasm. The transcript has a single exon. Gene Ontology annotation, biological process: aromatic amino acid biosynthetic process; chorismate biosynthetic process. Gene Ontology annotation, molecular function: shikimate kinase activity; 3-dehydroquinate dehydratase activity; 3-dehydroquinate synthase activity. Lineage: Eukaryota; Fungi; Ascomycota; Schizosaccharomycetes; Schizosaccharomycetales; Schizosaccharomycetaceae.